AGUUUCAUCGCAACCUUCAUUUCGCUCAGUGUGUUUUUAGUUUUGCUGCUGAUGUAGAAGCAAAACGAGCGGAUAGAUAUAUCAUCUAACAAAUUUUCCUCACACCUUCUACUCUUUACAACGAUUCUACAUCAUCGCAUAAUAUUCCGGUAUGUGACAUAGUAUGAUCACCCAAGUGUACUGUUACCGCGUUGUUCCAUGCAUAAUGCGGUUCGUGUGACGUGUCUCUGGAUUGUCGUAUUUGUGCAAAAAAAUAUAUAUAUUCACGGUUUCUUUCGAGGAAGGCCAGUACAAACAUAAUAUAGAUAGACGCCGAGAGUGAAGCUCGGCUUGUUUAUUUCUGGUCUAUUUCUGGGUUGAAACAGGGAAGGAAAAAUUCGGCUGCAUGACACCAAGCCGUGAAAACUAUAGUGACAAAAUUCUACACAUCACAAUAUGAUGUGAGCCGAACGGUGUCUAGGUAGAAGCUUACGAAAGAUAGAUAAGAGUGCAGUGUGAUUUUAUGCCGAAACGAAAAAUAACACAUCACGAAAAGAUAUUCAAAGUGCUUUAAUUGUGUUUCUUAUCUCGUAUUUCCGCAGAUAUCAGUAAAAAGUGUAUAAAACCUUUGACGAGGCAAAGGCUGAGUUUGGUUCGAAGUACGCGACUGUGGUUGAAAAGUGUGUAAAAAAGAGUGUACUAUCCGUAGAAAAGCGACGAGCAUUUUUCGAUAGUAAGCAGUGAAAUCAGUGAACGCACCAUGCCCCAAUACUACAAAGUGGAAAUCAACAAAACAGAAUGGGAAGUGCCGGAGAAAUACCAAAUGCUCACUCCAGUAGGGAGUGGGGCGUACGGACAGGUCUGUUCUGCAACGGACACACAGCACAGCGUAAAGGUGGCCAUCAAAAAACUGGCGCGCCCUUUCCAGUCAGCAGUACAUGCCAAACGAACCUAUCGCGAACUCCGCAUGUUAAAGCACAUGAACCAUGAGAACAUAAUUGGCCUGCUGGACGUAUUCCAUCCCGGAGGUAAUACGCUGGAUUCCUUCCAGCAGGUCUACAUGGUCACCCAUCUGAUGGGGGCGGACUUAAAUAACAUUAUUCGAACACAACGUCUCUCGGACGACCAUGUACAGUUUCUAGUCUACCAGAUAUUGCGUGGCCUUAAAUACAUACACAGUGCUGGUAUUAUACAUAGGGAUUUGAAGCCGUCCAACAUUGCAGUUAACGAGGAUUGUGAACUUAAAAUUCUAGACUUUGGUCUAGCUCGUCCCACCGAGAACGAAAUGACCGGUUACGUGGCAACCCGAUGGUACCGAGCGCCGGAGAUCAUGCUCAACUGGAUGCACUACAAUCAAACAGUGGACAUUUGGUCCGUUGGGUGCAUCAUGGCAGAACUGUUGACGGGUCGAACGUUAUUUCCCGGCACAGACCAUAUCGAUCAUCUCACACGCAUCAUGUUCUUCUGCGGGACACCCGACGAGGAGCUGAUGCAAAAGAUAACAAGUGAGGAGGCUAGACACUACAUCCGAUCUUUGCCUAAAACGGAGAAACGCAGCUUUAGUGAUGUAUUCCGCGGUGCUAACCCCCUAGCGAUUGACCUGCUGGAAAAAAUGCUGGAACUAGAUGCCGAUAAGCGUGUCACAGCUGAGCAGGCACUAGCCCACCAAUAUCUGGAAAAAUACGCUGAUCCUUCCGAUGAACCCACAUCGUCAUUGUACGAUCAAAGCUUUGAGGAUAUGGAUCUACCAGUGGAAAAGUGGAAGGAACUUGUGUUCCAAGAAGUGCUUAAUUUUGUCCCUCAGCAACAUGCGCACAUCGGUGGUGAAGCACAGUAAACUCAUAACUUCGACUGGUUUAAAGAAAAGCCAUCAUUAGAAUGGAACGUUAAGUGAGAAUACUUUUUUUUCAAAUAGCUUCUAGAUAUUACUUAAUAUGUCUGCAAACUACCAGCGAACAUCAAUCCUAUCAAAUAAAGUUUUGAAUACACCCAGCUAAGAGAACCUAUACCAGCAUACAAUCUAUACCUAGAAUUUCUAGAAGAAGCUAAAAAUAAAGACUCCAAUCUAUUGAAAGAGAGUGAUUUGUGAUGUGAGUAAUAAACGACAAUUAGUAUUGAAUGGCUUAAUUGGCAGGGAUUUAUUUCUUAAAUGCAAACGAUGUUACAUUACAAAUUAUGUAUAAGAUACGUUUUGUAUGUAAAGAUUGUAUUUUCAAAUUGGUUGUUACAUAUAUUGUCAAAUUUUCAAUAAAAACGAAAAUGCACAGUAAA
Molecule: messenger RNA, 2250 nt
Organism: Ochlerotatus camptorhynchus
Lineage: Eukaryota; Metazoa; Arthropoda; Insecta; Diptera; Culicidae
Product: mitogen-activated protein kinase p38b-like
Exons: 7
Coding region: 740-1816 (358 amino acids)
Biological process (GO): intracellular signal transduction; protein phosphorylation
Cellular component (GO): nucleus; cytoplasm
Molecular function (GO): ATP binding; MAP kinase activity
Source: RefSeq, a predicted model, not a curated record